UUUAAACUUCCAUCUCCGACGCAGGGUCUAUGAGUGGCUCAAGAGCUUGAAGAAUUUGGAAGCCAUGUCGUCUAGUAGGUUCCGAUUACUGACUGCAGAAUCCCCUAUCGCUUCUCAAAUUCCCAAAACUUUGAUCUCCUUUAAUUCCCACAAUUUCCCUUUCUUUCGAUCGAUUUCUUUCCAAAGGUUACCAUCCAAAUCGCCGUCUUCACUAUCCGUAUCGGCGUCUGCCGCCUCCUCCAAGCCCCUGCAACCCAUUGAACAACUCCCUCCCAAGCUUCAAGAAAUCGUCAAGCUCUUUCAAUCGGUUCAGGAUUCGAGGGCUAAGUACGAGCAGCUCAUGUUCUAUGGCAAAAACCUCAAACCCCUCGACCCCCAAUUCAAAAACAAGUCCAACAAGGUCGAGGGUUGUGUUUCUCAAGUCUGGGUCAGAGCUUAUUUGGAUUCAGAUAAAAAUGUUGUGUACGAGGCCGAUUCGGACUCUGUUCUAACCAAGGGUCUCGCCGCUCUGCUCGUUCAAGGUCUUUCAAAUCGCCCUGUCGAGGAGAUUCUAAGGGUUUCUCCUGAUUUUGUUGUUCUUCUUGGCCUCCAACAGAGCCUCACGCCUUCUAGGAAUAAUGGGUUUUUGAAUAUGUUGAAGUUGAUGCAGAAGAAGGCGCUUGCGUUGCUUGUGGAAUCAGAAAAAGGUAAUGGCAGUGCGGUUUCAUCGUCACAAACAGAUGAUUCUGUUGAAAAAGUAGAAGCAGAAUCUAAUACUGAGAAAUCUGUUGAGGAUUCGAAGUUGGAGGAUAAAGAAAAUCACAGUUCUGAUAUAUUAGGAAGUAGAGGGAAGAGAAUUAAGGAGAAAUUGGAGAGAGAGUUAAGUCCAGUGGAAUUGUAUGUUGAAGAUAUCUCUUAUCAGCAUGCAGGGCAUGCUGGGGUAAAGGGUAGCGAUGGAGAGACUCACUUUAAUUUGAAGGUUGUGUCAAAGGAGUUUGAAGGGAAAAGUUUAGUAAAGAGGCACCGGCUCAUUUAUAAUCUGUUGCAAGAUGAGUUGCAGAGUGGACUGCACGCCUUAUCCAUCUCAGCGAAGACACCUGAUGAACUUUGAAGUCAUUCAUCAUAACUCACUUGAAAAAGUCUAGUGAAGCUUCUUAAGGUUGGGCAUAGUAGAUUGAUUUUGAUGAAUUGAUGGAUUACGAUAUUUGGUUAGAGUGAUCUGUACUAAAAUAGACAGACUAGUACAAAAUUGGGGGGAAAAUCUAAUUUCAUUCUCAACAAUGUUACAAUAUAUCAUUGUCCACGUGAAGUCUUGUGGUGGAAGUCUUAUUCUGACUAUAGCGAGCAUUUUGGUAGCAAGUUCAAGAUUUUGGUUAAUUGUGAAGGCCUUGGUUUUGUUGAGUUGGAAUUAUUAUUUUGGCGAUUUUCUGGAGAUUUUCUUUAAAGAAGACUCAUUUUGGUGCAAAAUGGCAAAAAGCAUCCUUGGCAAGUCGAUUCCCUUCUUUUGUUUCUGCUUGACGUCGGCAGCUGCUUUUUGUUGCAUUUUCUCUCUUUUUAGUUGGUUUCUGAAGGAUAUGAAGAGAUGGUGUUUCAACUUCUAUUGAUUUUGUAAGAGGGUACAAAGUGGUUUUUCGCCUUGUUCUGUGCAGCUGGAGUUUGAUAGCCUUCAAGAUUGUUUUCCAUUAUUUCUUUCUUCAAGCUUUUGGUUGCCUCUUAUCCGAAGGAUAUUCUUCUCUAUUAAGGCUUGUGGAAGCUUCCAUAUCACUGUUUGUUGAUCAUUUUACAAUGUUUGAUUGGUGGUUAUUGAAGGGAUUCAAUAUCUUUUCUUUGAGUGCUGCUUUUCCAAGGUUCCAAUGUUGUUUCAAGACAAGCAUCGGCCUUACCUCGUUCAAUUUGAAGUUGCCAGAGUUAAGGCUUCAUCUUUUUGGUGUGUUCUCCAAUCUAUUUGCAGAAUUUUCUAUGUCUUAUGCUUAACCGGGAUUGUUUUUAUUUAUCCAGUUUAAUUAUCUUGUAUUGAUAUAUGUAUUACUACAAGCAUACUUGGCAAGUUCUUGUUUUGUUUUGUUUCCU
Benincasa hispida (wax gourd) is the source of this 2049-nucleotide messenger RNA. It is a transcript of the gene CPSUFE, whose product is annotated as chloroplast sulfur E. The record is from RefSeq and is a predicted model, not a curated record. Lineage: Eukaryota; Viridiplantae; Streptophyta; Magnoliopsida; Cucurbitales; Cucurbitaceae. Gene Ontology annotation, biological process: iron-sulfur cluster assembly. Gene Ontology annotation, cellular component: chloroplast.